AUGCCCUGCUACCACAUCGUCCUCAUGAAACUCAAACCCUCCAUCACCCCCUCCCAAAUCACCGCCUGGAGCACCAAAGGCGCCGUCAUGGUCGGCCAGAUCCCCGGUCUGCUGAAAUGGAACUCCGGCCCGCCCCUCGAGAUCACCAAGCAUCGGACCCAGGGCUUCGAUUAUGGGCUUGUGGCGGUGCUGGAGAAGGCUGGGGAUGUGCAGGUUUAUGCUGAGCAUCCGGCUCACAAGGAGGUGCAGGUUUUAAGGUUGGCGCUGUGCACGGAGACGAUUGCGUAUGAUGUGGAGAUUGAGUGA
This is a messenger RNA of Zasmidium cellare ATCC 36951, 306 nucleotides long. RefSeq lists its product as uncharacterized. The coding region runs from base 1 to 306 and encodes 101 amino acids. The transcript is spliced from 3 exons. The record is from RefSeq and is a predicted model, not a curated record. NCBI's taxonomy places the organism in Eukaryota, Fungi, Ascomycota, Dothideomycetes, Mycosphaerellales, Mycosphaerellaceae.